This is a messenger RNA of Malassezia restricta, 723 nucleotides long. RefSeq lists its product as uncharacterized. The transcript has a single exon. NCBI's taxonomy places the organism in Eukaryota, Fungi, Basidiomycota, Malasseziomycetes, Malasseziales, Malasseziaceae. The record is from RefSeq and is a predicted model, not a curated record. Bases 1 to 723 code for a protein of 240 amino acids.
AUGGUGGAAUCGAAGCCGAGUGCGAAGCCGCUCGGAUUUUACACGAAAGAAAAUGCUGCGUUCAAUGUGUUGCAAAAUACAGCUAUCACAGGAGCUCUAGGCGGUGUGACUGGCACAGUAGUGUCGGUGCUGCGUGCUUCACCGAUCCAGCCAGCCAUAGCUGCUUAUCGUAUGGUCAAAGGAUGGUCCGCUUUCUCUUUUGGAUUCUUUGCGAUACGAGAAUACAUAAUGCAGCCUCUCACUGCACCUGUGUGGCCGAUGUGCCAGCAGUUAGGCCACGCUGAAAAUAUCGCGCCUUCGUUUUUUAGUGGGGCUGUCAUGGGCAUGUUUUCUGCAUUAUGGCUGCGGCGACCCGUUGUGCCUGGCAUUUUCACCAUGUCUGGAAUCUGUACAGCUAUUCAACUGGUAUUUAAUGAGUUCAAACUCGGUUUAUUGAGGUUCAUGGAUGAGUCGGGCACGAUUGAAGACGAGUCUGCAAAGCAGCCUUCGUCCUCCUUGCCUGCUCGACAACCCUUAAUGCCGGAGCACUCUGAGCCUACAACGUCUAAACCUACAUUGUAUGAGCAAGCGCAGCUGGCCAUGAAAAAGUACAGCCCUAUUCAGUCUAUAUCAGAUGACGAGUACCGCGCGCGGCUUCUAGAACGCCAACGUGAAAUUGAUGCGCAGCUACGUCUGCUCGAGGAAGAACUCUAUGAGCGAAGACGUGCUAUGAGCAUCGCAUAA